Messenger RNA from Acanthosepion pharaonis, 3069 nucleotides. The record is from the annotation of a GenBank genome assembly. Lineage: Eukaryota; Metazoa; Mollusca; Cephalopoda; Sepiida; Sepiidae.
AUGGCACUGGAAGGACGAACGGGUAAAGAACUCUGGAGACAUUACACUCCUCACGAAGUCUACGGACUCAAUUGCAAUGCAGACUUAAAUAAAGAUGGAAUUGCCGAUUGCUUAGCAGGAGGACGAGCUGGAGUGUUCCAGGCCAUCAGUGGAAAGGAUGGGUCGUUGAUCUGGAAUUUUGGUAAACAAGAUGCCAAAAAUGGUAUCAUGAAUUUGUAUACGGCGCAACUGAUAAGGGACCUUGAUGGAGAUGGAGUGCUCGACAUUUUAGCCAUUCAUGGAGGCGAUCCUUUACAACCGGCAGGCAGUCCACAUCGUCUUCCGGGUCGCCUUAUAAUAUUCAGUGGGCAGACUGGCAAAGUACUCCGUUGGGUAGGAGUACCCGAUAAAAGGGAGUCAUACUACUCCCCUCAGGUAUACUUAUUACCAGGCGGCAAAGAAAUGGUACUAUUUGGUACAGGUGGAGAGACACAUCCCGGUGCUCUUUGGCGUAUAUCUUUGUCAGAUCUCUACGCCGGUAAAAUGGAACGGGCUCAGCGGAUAUGUGGGGACAGUACGAAAGGUGUAAUGACCCCUCCAGUACUACUGGAUCUCACCGGUGACGGCGUGUCGGAUAUUAUUCUGCCCCUAUACAAUUCUACAGUCUUGGCUAUAGACGGUCACUCUUUGGCCAUUUUAUGGAACCACACUUUCCCAGAAUCAGAAUCUUAUAACACUCCGGCAGCUGGUUACUAUAACAACGAUGACGUACCUGACUUCAUGGUGAAAUACGCGCACGGACCUGGCUUCCCGAUUUAUUAUUAUUCACAGACUACAAUUUUGGAUGGCCGUACAGGCAAGAGUCUCAUAAAUCCACCCAUUAGAGAUACUGUAGGUGCUAUUUCAUCACCGCUUACAGUGAGCAUGGAAGGACAAGGAAAUGAUCUUUUCCUUUACUGGAUUGCUGACUGCCUUCAACACGAAGGACAAGGAGUCGAAUAUUCUUUUGAAAAAGGAACAAAUGUCCAUAAACAAAGUCGGGCCGAUUUCUGUAGGUUGGCUUUCAAAACGAAAGGAUUUGCCAAAUUGUAUGCUACAAGCCAACACAUCAAAACGCCUGGUACUGUUAUUUAUUUCUCAGAGGAAAGAGACAAAGAAGAACAUAAGGCCUGGGUCAACACGACUGCCGAAGCCAUCGAGUUCGUUAGUCAUCACCCAGAAUAUCUGGAGAAUUACUUAUAUUACAAUUCCUUGAAUACCGAUUCUCAGAAAUCGCGUAAUGAUCCCGUGACGAGGCAAAGACUAAUUAAUGAAUUCGGGCCUUACAACCAAGAAACUAACAACUUUUACGACGAACUUAAAGGAACGCCAAUGAGUUCGGAAGCUAAGAAGGGCAAAUUUCUACAUCACCGCAAAACAACCCCUAAACUACUCCCUAACUACUACAACAAUUAUAAGAAACAGGACCCAGGCCCUGGUCUCGGAAGGAGUGGUGGGUACUCGCUUAACGAGGCCCCUACUCGUAUGAAUAACGGUCGAAUUGAUGUCAAUAACAGAGAAAGCGUUCACAACGGAGAUGUCGACGGUGUUAAUUAUGAUGGGACAAAUUCCGCUCAGUACGAUGACAUUUAUGAUGACGGUGGAGGCACGGGUUCGUACCCCUCAAGAGACUAUUCUCAAAACUCACAAGAUUAUUCCCUUUACCCUUAUUCACAGAAUGGGCAAGCGCCUUCUGGUGAUAGAAUGAUGGAUGCUCGAACCAACACAGACACCGAAGGGGACAUGAGACCCGGAGAAAUGGAUGAGAGCAAUCUCCCCAAAUACAACGAUCCCACAAAUGUCAGGGGUCAAAACCGUCCUUACGAAUACGGCCGAAUGCGAUUGAAACGGUUCCGAAAUGCUCCCAGACGUCUGUAUGGCAAUGACAAAGCGAUUUUGAUGAAUGCCCUCGCUUACGGGGUAGAUGAAAAAAUUAACCCUGCGAAGUUUCUGCUGACUGACCGCACACUAAACGGGAAAGCAGAAACCUUUAGGGAAAAUCUUGCUGAAGAGGACGAACCAAUGCCGAAGUUUUUAAUGAGGAAGAAGAGAUCGCCAGCACGAAGAUGGAAUAUGGGCAAAGAUUCGGUCAAAAGAAAAAUGUCAAGCAAAAAGAGAAAAACGAAGACUAUUGUCUUGACCUCGUCUUCCAAUCGAGCCAGAAUGGCUGCUGGAAUUUAUCGUCACGAACGGAAGACUAAACGGACUCGUAGAAAAAAAAACAGGAAAAGGGAACCCAGGGGUAAUCUUCCAGAUUUUAUGAAAACGAGAGUAAAGCGCCAUAUCGGUCCACAUGAUACUAAGGGUCUUAUGAGACUGAUAUCUACGGGUACCCUCGCCCCAUCUACGCUGCCAGCCAAUCAUCCCGACCGAAAAUAUUCUAUCGACCUAGUGUUUGCAACAUAUUGGUUCUUUCCGGCCGACACUCGAUUUAUUUUGCCGGAAAACAAAAAAUGCAUCGAAAAGAAAAUGGCGAAACAAAAAAUACGAUUCAACCGAAAAAGUAAAUAUUUUGGAAUGGAUUCCGAUGCUUAUGAAAAGGCUGUUACUGAAGAAUGUUUAAAUACCCGCCAAGAUCAGUCGAAACAAAUACCACAUCAUCACGACAACUACAAUCCUUUCUACAUACCAAUGGGGCAGAUGACUAUUUACAGACUGCGGUUAAAGUGCUUGUGCGCUGAAAGUGAGGAUAUAAAGAGCGGGAAAAAGCGUUGUGCGCGGACCUUACCUUUCGAAGAACAACAGUGGCCAUCCUAUAUGGGGCCAAACGGCGAUAGCCAUUGGUUACCUCGGCCACAAUCUCAGCAGCCUACGGUGGUUCCGGAUCAGCCGAAAUUGUUUAGGCAGAAAUUUUCCUACUCUCUCUCUCUCUCUCUCUCUCUCUCUCUCUCUGUCACUUCCGACCCCAAACGAGUGAACCUCGUUACGACAUUUUGUACUCGUAUAUAUAACAAUUAUCUCUCUCACCCCACUCCUAUCUAUCUAUCUAUCUAUCUAUCUAUCUAUCUAUCUAUCUAUGUCUUUCUCUGUGCCAUUUGCUUCAGGACCUAG